This is a messenger RNA of Scleropages formosus (Asian bonytongue), 1639 nucleotides long. RefSeq names its product cyclin-dependent kinase 9 (CDC2-related kinase) (gene cdk9). The transcript has 8 exons. Gene Ontology annotation, molecular function: cyclin-dependent protein serine/threonine kinase activity; ATP binding; RNA polymerase II CTD heptapeptide repeat kinase activity. Gene Ontology annotation, biological process: protein phosphorylation. Bases 31 to 1212 code for a protein of 393 amino acids. The record is from RefSeq and is a predicted model, not a curated record. Gene Ontology annotation, cellular component: nucleus. Lineage: Eukaryota; Metazoa; Chordata; Actinopteri; Osteoglossiformes; Osteoglossidae.
ACUGGAGGGAAAUCCGGCGAGCAAGUAAAGAUGCAACGAGACAAAACCGGAAGCUCUGGCGGUGCUGAAAAGCCCGACCGGGAGACCGCCAUCAUGUCCAAGUACUACGACGGAGUGGAGUUCCCUUUCUGCGACGAGUUCUCAAAGUACGAGAAGCUAGCGAAAAUCGGACAGGGCACUUUUGGGGAGGUGUUCAAGGCCAAACACAGGCAGACGGGCAAGAAGGUGGCGCUCAAAAAGGUCCUUAUGGAGAACGAGAAGGAGGGGUUCCCCAUCACUGCACUUAGAGAAAUAAAGAUACUACAGCUGCUGAAGCACGAGAACGUUGUGAAUCUCAUUGAGAUCUGCAGGACAAAAGCUACCCAGUUCAAUCGCUACAAGGGCAGCAUCUACCUGGUGUUUGACUUCUGCGAGCACGACUUGGCAGGGCUGCUGAGCAACGCCAACGUCAAGUUCACUCUCUCCGAGAUCAAGAAGGUCAUGCAGAUGCUGCUGAAUGGGCUCUACUACAUCCACAGAAACAAGAUCCUGCAUCGAGACAUGAAGGCUGCAAAUGUGCUCAUUACAAGGGAUGGUGUGCUGAAGCUGGCGGAUUUUGGCCUGGCACGGGCCUUCAGCCUCGCCAAGAAUAGCCAGGGGAACCGUUACACUAACAGGGUGGUCACACUCUGGUACCGCCCACCAGAACUGCUUUUGGGAGAGAGGGACUAUGGCCCCCCAAUUGACUUGUGGGGUGCAGGUUGUAUUAUGGCAGAGAUGUGGACCCGCAGCCCCAUCAUGCAGGGGAACACGGAACAGCAUCAGCUGACACUCAUCAGCCAGCUGUGUGGUUCCAUCACAGCUGAGGUGUGGCCCGGUGUGGACAAGAAGUACGAGCUAUACCAGAAGAUGGAGCUGCCCAAAGGACAGAAGAGGAAGGUGAAAGAAAGGCUGAAGGCCUACGUAAAGGACCCGUACGCCCUAGACCUCAUCGACAAGCUCCUGGUGCUUGACCCUGCACAGCGGAUAGAUAGUGACGAUGCUUUGAACCACGACUUCUUCUGGUCUGACCCCAUGCCUUCCGACCUGAGGAACAUGCUCUCCACACACAACACAUCCAUGUUUGAGUAUCUGGCUCCACCCAGAAGGAGGGGCCACAUGCCCCAGCAGCCAGCCAAUCAGAACAGGAACCCAGCCACCACGAGCCAGACAGAGUUUGAUCGCGUAUUUUGAUUGGAUGGGGGACUGGUUGUGAAGGAAGGAACACAUUGUGGUAGCAGUGAAACUUUAUGUAGAACUGUCCUCUUUCAGGCAGGAGGCUUGGCGUUUUACCUUACUUCCUCGAUUUUGCUGUACCAUGGUUUUCCAAUUGAUGUUGGGACCAUUCUCUGGAAGUUGGAAGGCCCUUGAGCUACACAAGCUGACUUUCUGUGUCAUGUGAUGCAUGAUCUGCUGUCUGCCCUGUAAGGUGAAUGGUUGGCUUGUGGAGAACAUUUGAGCUGCACAUGACCCCCACUUGGUAUUGCCUUUCUGAGCUACAGCAGUAUGAGGAGGUCGGUCAGGAUUGAGCAAGGAAGGAGUCUGUGUGCUGAGUUUAGCGAAAAGUCCCUUUGUUACUGCCAAUAAAUGCUUUUUUUUUUUUUUUUUUUUUUUUUUUUGA